Magallana angulata is the source of this 2889-nucleotide messenger RNA. RefSeq names its product leucine-rich repeat-containing protein 74B-like. Gene Ontology annotation, molecular function: protein binding. The transcript is spliced from 12 exons. Bases 595 to 2373 code for a protein of 592 amino acids. The record is from RefSeq and is a predicted model, not a curated record. NCBI's taxonomy places the organism in Eukaryota, Metazoa, Mollusca, Bivalvia, Ostreida, Ostreidae.
AUCCGGUGCCUCGUUGUUCCUGUCAACUCGUUGUUCUAAGAGGUCUUUGUUUGAUACUUCAAAGACAUUGCAUAUCAUCAGGGACAUCUUCGCGUAAGACAAAAAAGCUUGCCAUCUUGGCAAGGGUAAACUCUCCACAGUGGAAACAGUGCAGUUUUUAAGUGUUUAUUUAUGCGGAGAUUUAAAUACUUGUUAUAAUUUGCUCUCAAUAAAGAUGAUGUAUGGGAUUUGGUUGCGUGGCUAAUACACCUAAUCGGCCGACAUUAUGAAUUGCUGGCGAGAAUUAAACAGAUCAAUGCUUCUAUACAAGAAUUAGCGGGCACUUGAUCGCAGGGCUCUCGUGUUUCGCUUUUAUUUUCAAACGGAACUACCUAAUGGAAUCGAAAAUCGACCAAAGUAUAGAUGCUGAUUUUAAAUAGAGACUAAGUAAGGAACAAAUGGGAUAUUAUUGGUUCGAAUACAACCGACUUCACCUGUAACAAAUUUUAUUGUCAAUACUUUUAUAGACGCAAUCUACUAUAGAAGAUUGCUCACUCACGAUGUAGCUGUUGUUCAGGCUGAACGGGACUUUCUUUGUGUAGCACUGUGAAAACUAUGUCGAAUCUGCUUCGGGUGCAGAUUCAAGAAAGCGACCUCAGCAGGCGAGUCUUGUCGCCAUUGGUGGAGGAUCUAGAUGAGGAUGCAGAGAACCGACCGCCAAUUCUAGAAUAUCUUCCAGAUCUUGAAAAAGAUGAAAUUGUCGGUAAUGAAAAGCAGAGUGAAGAGAAUAACGAAGAUUCUCUUAAUAACAAUGAAAUUCAAGAGGACGGGUUCUUAGAUGCAGACGAUGACAACGUCAGUGAUGACGACGAGUAUUUCACGGAGGAUAGCAUUUCUAUACAUACCGAUCCCGAUGACUAUGACACGGAUUUGGAAAUAGACACUGAAUCUCUAUUGAACCCCAAAACAACUGACCAUGAUACAACAGGAAAGACAAAAUACAUAAAAAAGUGUUUCGACUUGGGAAUUAAUCCAGUGUCAUAUUUUGUGAAAAACUUGGAAAAUAAGGAACUUAAACUCAGAUUUCAUGGACUUGGUGCAGAGAGUGUGAAAGCCAUAUCGUUCCCUCUAGAGACGAACACGAAUAUUGAGAUAUUAAACCUAGAGGGCAAUGGAAUUGACAGCCUGGGGGCCCGCUGCUUGUGUCGUGUGCUCAGGGAGAACCUGUUUCUUACUGAAGUGGUGCUUAGCGAGAACAAAAUAGGAACAGAGGGAGCCAUUUCGAUUUGUCAGUUUUUGAAGAGCAAUCGGAAUCUUUUAAAAGUCGAUAUGACAGCGAACGAAAUUGGGGAUCCCGCGGGACAAAGUUUUUCCGAGGUUUUAAAGGGAAAUCAAACACUAAAAGAGCUGAUAUUAGCCAAUAACAGACUAGAGGAAACCAGUGCCCGAUUUCUGAGGGAGGGGAUACAAGAGAAUGACAGGCUGGAAAUGUUGGACCUCAGCUGGAACCACUUCAAAACUACUGGGGCCGUCGCCAUUGCUGAAGGACUGCAGGAAAACGUCGGUUUGAAAAAGUUUCGUUUUCAAAUGGCCGGUCUUGCCAAAGCUGGGUCGGAAGCCAUGAUGAAAGCCUUAAAACACAACAGGACUCUGAGGGAACUAGACAUCAGCUUCAACCGAAUCCCAGUGGAAGGGGCUGCCUUUUUAGCCAAUGGUCUGAAAGAAAACGAUGUUCUUCAGUAUCUGAAGCUUGGAAAUAAUCCUUUUGAAAGUGAAGGAGCUAUGGUCAUUCUAGAAGCUGUUGAGGCAAAUGAAAACAGUGCAAUAAAGUACUUGGAUUUCAGUAACAUGCUUGUAAAAACGGAGUUUGCUACGAUUGAAGAAAGACUGAAAGAACAAAGAAAAUUAAGAAUCAAACAUGAGGGUAUUUUGCCAGAAAUGCAUCCAAAGAAUGGAACCUAUGCCCGACUUAGUGCCUUCAGAAGAGACCCAAUAGAAACAUUUAAGAAAUACGCCGAAUUCUCAGGAGUCAACCUCCAUGACGUUUUCAAUGGCGGACAUCGUCUUCGACUUGAUGCAAACGAAUUCAAAGAUCUUAUAAGGGGUUCUGGAAUCGAUAUACCUGACCAACAGCUGACCGUUUUAAUUCGGACCCUGGACGUGGAUGGAUUUAUUAAUUAUAAUCGCAUACUGGAUGAAAACGAAUCUGAAUCUCCCAUCAGUCCGGAAUCAAGAUCCGCAUCCGUUGUGAGUUUUAGUUCCGAUAAAUCUGAGAAAAGCGUGUCCUCCGCGAGGCGAAGGACGUCUAGCACAGAUACUGUAUCGACAGACGGAGGGAACAAACCCAAGUCCGCCAAAAACAAGGCCAAGAAAAAGGAGAAGAAAAAGAAAUGAUCUUUCUUUGUGACACAUGAAUGCAAGUUUGUGUCGUUUGUGAAGUUAAGGAUUCCACAGUGGUUGAAACACUUUAAAUAUUCAAGAAGUUGUAUGCGACAGCGCUACAGUUGAGUCUACAAGGCUAGGAACACGCUAGCAUAACUAUGCGUUUGACGCAUCCAUUUCUCCUAAUGUAAUAUAGUACGUUUAAAAUCAUCGUUCUGAUUUACAUGUUUACGGUGCUGAAUGCAUUUCAUUCACGUUGGUUGAUUUUCAAUUUUUUUUUAAACCCAGGAGACCCUUUUGGUCGAAAUAGUGCUUUGCAUUUGAUGGUGACAAGUAUCAUCUAUAUAAAGUGGCAUUGAUAUGUAUUUUAUUUUAAACUUUUAAAUGUUAAAUAUUCGAAAUAUUUAAUUAAAACGUGCAUGCAAAUUGAAUUUAACCAGUAAUUUAGUACUUCAAAUAAAUAAUUAUUGACAUUUAAUAGCCAUCAUUUACAGGUUUGUUGCAAGUUUAAUAAAAUCUCGAACUUAA